AUGGCUGGAAUUGACUUUGGCAAUAUGAAUUGUUAUCUGGCUGCGGCCAGAAAUAAGGGAAUUGAAGUGUUGAUGAAUGACUAUUCCCUUCAUGCUACCCCGUCAUGUAUUUUGUUCGGACAAACUGCGAGACUGAUGGGCUUUGGUGCACGCCAACAAUUAAACAUGCACUACAAGAACACCGUUUUAUACUUCAAACAAUUAUUGGGAAAGCAGUACUCUGAUGAAUUUAUUCGUUUAUUUGGCUCUUCAAUUCCCUGCGAUAUUGUUCAACUCAAGAAUGGUGACAUCGGCCUGAAAGUGAUGUAUUUAAAUGAAGAGAGGAUUUUUACACCUGAACAAGUUCUUGCAUGUCUUUUCACACAUCUUCGACUACUUCUGAGCAAAUCUCUGGGAUCUGAUAUUAACGAAUGUGUUAUGAGUGUUCCAUUUUAUUUUGAUGAGAAACAACGUUUGGCUGUUAUCGCUGCAGGUCAAUAA
Molecule: messenger RNA, 480 nt
Organism: Meloidogyne enterolobii
Lineage: Eukaryota; Metazoa; Nematoda; Chromadorea; Rhabditida; Meloidogynidae
Source: the annotation of a GenBank genome assembly